CUGGCAUGUCAAUCCCCCAUCAAGGUCAGCUCCUUCUGAAGAAAGUGAGUUUGAAACAGCAGGUGACCGUGUCCAAUCACACCUCAGAGAGGGGGCAGACCGGCAGACAGCAGGAGCGCAUGUUCACUGUGGUCCUCCAAUGGGAGGAGAGCUCUCUGCUUCCAUCCAGAGCUUCCCGGCCCAGUGGUGAUGUAAUGUCAUGAAUAUUGCAGCAGGCUGCCUGCUGUCGGGGAGGCGCUCUACUCAGCAUCUCCUCUUCCUCUCCAUCACUGCUACCCUUCAGCAUUUGACAGAAGGGAAAAAAAACAUCACAAUUGCUCCCAGGUCUAAUUGGUGACGGAUCGGAAUCACUGGCGGUCAGAAUGGAUGUUUUUGAAGGGGAGCUGAGUCUUUGACACCGUGAUGAACCCGGCAUCUUCCGACACUCCCCGGCAGCCAGACAAUAGCAGCCGGAAGCAACAGCGCUCUUCCUCUCCAGCUAAGGAGAGUGGAUGUAAAAGUGGACAGAAAGGCAACAAUUCGGCAAAACCCAAGCAGGGAGGAGGUGGAGGAGGAGGAGGAGCAAGAGGCAGUCGAGGUCAUUCUCCUGUUUCUGCGGGCAGGGAGCGGCAGGCCGGGGGCGCUCCCGCCAGCAGAGGCGCGGUCGCUGUCCACGCCGCCGGUGCUGAAAGCCCCACGCAGAGCAGGCCGGCGCAGGAAGCCACCGACAACCCCCUUACCCAGAGAGCAGAUCCGAGCCGGGUUGUCUCAGACCAGCCCUGCGCAUCCAAAUCCCCCAAACUGAAGAGCAAAAACCCGAAAGUAGGAGGAGGAGGAGGAGGAGGAGGAGAGGCCAGCGGGGCGAAGAAGAGCAGCAAGAGCGCAGUGGGCUGCGGACCCGGGUUCUGGAAGGAAGGAUGCUUGCAAACCGAGCUGAUACAGUUCCACUUGAAUAAGAGCUUGGGGAAGAAGGGGACGAAGAUGCAGGCCAAGUCUGCAUCCCCACCGGCUUCAGAGCCGGAGCUGUCUCCGGAACCAGACAGCCCAAAGCGGGAGCCUCAACCGGACCAGAACCUGCAGGACGAGAUCGAACGGCUGGAGGACGAAAACGAUGAUCUGAAGACUGAAAUCGAGGAGAUGCGGGCAGAGAUGGAUGAGAUGAGGGACACUUUCUAUGAGGAGGACGCAUGCCAGCUGCAGGACAUGCGCAGAGAGCUGGAGAGAGCCAACAAGAACUGUAGGAUCCUUCAAUACCGGCUGAAGAAGGCCGAGAGAAAGAGGCUCCGGUUCACAGAAACCGGCCAAGUGGAUGGAGAACUGCUCAGAAGUCUCGAGCAAGACCUGAAGGUGGCGAAGGAUGUGUCCGUGCGCUUGCACCAUGAGCUGGAGAAUGUGGAGGAGAAACGGACAAAGACAGAGGAGCAGAAUGAGAAACUAAGACAGGCGCUGAUUGAGGUGGAAGUCACCAAACAGGCUCUGCAGAAUGAGCUUGAUAAGGCCAAAGAGCUCUCGCUGAAAAGGAAAGGGAGUAAAGAUGGACAGAGAGUAGAAAGGAGGAUGCCACAGACUCCAGUGGAGGAGGAAAACGAGGAUCUGAAAUGCCAGCUGGCCUUCAUCAAAGAAGAGGCCGUUCUCAUGAGGAAGAAGAUGGCAAAGAUCGACAAAGAGAAGGAUCGGCUCGAGCACGAGCUCCAAAAGUACAGGUCCUUCUACGGAGACGUGGACAGCCCUCUGCCUAAAGGCGAAGCCGGGGGGCCCCCCACCACCCGGGAAUCCGAGCUGAAGCUUCGUCUGCGCCUCGUGGAGGAGGAGGCAAACAUCCUGGGGAGGAAGAUUGUGGAGUUGGAGGUAGAGAACAGGGGACUGAAGGCUGAACUGGAUGACAUGAGAGAGGAAAGUCUGGCAGCAGCAGGAGUGGAUGGUUCCAGCGCUGGAGGUCAUCAGAGUAGAGAGCAAAGCGAGGCUCUGUCUGAGCUGAGGCAGCAGCUGCAGCUGGUGGAAGAUGAGGCCGAACUUCUCCGCAGGAACUUAGCAGAUGUAGAGGAGGAGAACAAAAAGGUGACAAGUGAGCUGAAUAAACUCAAGUACAAGGCUGGGUCUCAUGAGGCCGGGUCAAGACAUGGAGGAGGAGGCGAUCCUGCUAAAAUGGAGGCCCUCCAGGAGGAGCUGAAAGCAGCACGUCUGCAGGUCAACGAGCUGAGUGGAAAGGUCAUGCAGCUCCAGUAUGAGAACCGGGUGCUGCUCUCCAACAUGCAGCGCUACGACCUCGCCUCCCACCUGGGGAUCCGCGGCAGUCCUCGUGACAGUGACGCAGAGAGCGAUGGGGGGCGGGAAGACGACACUCCCAUGGCCUCCGCAUCCUCUCCUCGCCUCCUUCCCCCUCACCGAAAACGCGAGGGCCCCAUUGGGGGGGAGAGCGAUUCGGAUGAGGUGAGGAACAUUCGCUGCCUCACCCCGACGCGUUCCCUUUACUCACCCGUAGACAGCCGUUUUUUAUCCAGAAGCCUGAAGGACCGGCAAAACUUGAUAGACAUCCGCAUUGAGGCGGAGAGGCUGGGCCGGACCAUUGACAGGCUCAUCGCUGACACCAGCACUAUCAUCGCCGAGGCUCGAGUAUACGUCACUAACGGGGAGCUCUAUGCCAGGCUGGAUGAGGAUGAAGAGGGGGGCAGGAUCAGAGAGCACGAGCUGUUGUAUCGUAUCAACGCUCAGAUGAAAGCCUUCAGGAAGGAGCUGCAGAACUUCAUAGACCGCUUGGAUGUCCCUAAGCAGGAGGAUAAACAAGCAGAGGAGCCUCUGUCUAUGUUUCAGCCCAUCAUUUUACUGAUCCUCAUUCUGGUUCUGUUUUCCUCCCUGUCUUAUGCCACCAUUUUUAAAUUAGUCUUUCUUUUCACCCUGUUCUUCGUUCUGUAAAGCACUUCAUGAUAUGCACAAAUUGUUUCUUUUUCAAAUCUUUUGUUUUUUUAUUCAUUCAUUUCAGUUUUGUUGUAGAAAACAUAUUUUGCAUCAAGGUACUGGACAUUUACAUUUUCCAAAUAUGACUCAAGUAACGCAGCUGCUUGGAUGCUUUCAACAAUUAUUGGCCAUGGCAUCAUCUGGGGGCAAGAGUGAAG
Oryzias melastigma (Indian medaka) is the source of this 3092-nucleotide messenger RNA. Its product is annotated as protein SOGA3. The transcript is spliced from 11 exons. Gene Ontology annotation, biological process: regulation of autophagy. Bases 403 to 2892 code for a protein of 829 amino acids. The record is from RefSeq and is a predicted model, not a curated record. Lineage: Eukaryota; Metazoa; Chordata; Actinopteri; Beloniformes; Adrianichthyidae.